AUGGACAUAAUUAAUCCUUCUGAGUGCUUGUACGAUAAUUAUAUCAAUGCAGUACCAAUUAAGGCGUGUAGCAUCUCCUAUGCUCUUAACAAUCACAGCUAUGUCGAAUUAUCGCACCCAGAUAACUCCAUACCAGUGAACCGGUUUGUAACUCCGCUUCAUAUCGUACCUGAAUGGUACUUUUUAGCAUAUUAUGCGGUGUUAAAAGUAAUCCCAUCCAAAACCGGUGGUUUGUUAGUAUUUAUGUCCUCUCUCAUUAACUUAGCUCUUUUAUCUGAAAUUCGAGCUUUGAAUACUCGAAUGUUGAUACGACAACAUUUUAUGACUCGAAAUGUAGUCAGUGGAUGGGUAAUUAUUUGGGUAUACAGUAUGAUCUUUCUGAUUAUUAUUGGUAGUGCUAUUCCACAAGCGACUUAUAUCUUAUAUGGUAGAUUAGCUACUAUCGUAUAUCUUACUACCGGAUUGGUUCUAUGCUUAUACUAA
Besnoitia besnoiti is the source of this 483-nucleotide messenger RNA. Its product is annotated as cytochrome b. The transcript has 2 exons. Gene Ontology annotation, biological process: mitochondrial electron transport, ubiquinol to cytochrome c. Gene Ontology annotation, molecular function: electron transfer activity. NCBI's taxonomy places the organism in Eukaryota, Apicomplexa, Conoidasida, Eucoccidiorida, Sarcocystidae. Gene Ontology annotation, cellular component: membrane. The record is from RefSeq and is a predicted model, not a curated record. Bases 1 to 483 code for a protein of 160 amino acids.